UUACUUACCCUGGAGCUCACGAUGCGGCUCGUCCCCUUGGCCCAAGCAGUCAGAGUCGCAGUCUGCCUCGCAGAUGUAGACGCACCCCGCCACACCGCCCUGCAGCUGCCUGUGGGCCUCUCUCUCCUGCACACCUGCAGCCAGAGGACAAACAUACCAUCGUGUGUGUGUGUGUGUGUGUGUGUACCUCUCAUGGCGGGAUUUGCUGCUGAUGCGAUGGCGAGGGCGACGAAGGCCAUGAGGGCGACCACCGAAGUGCGAGGGGCCAU
Messenger RNA from Vitrella brassicaformis, 269 nucleotides. The record is from the annotation of a GenBank genome assembly. Lineage: Eukaryota; Vitrellaceae.